Molecule: messenger RNA, 1844 nt
Organism: Cynocephalus volans (Philippine flying lemur)
Lineage: Eukaryota; Metazoa; Chordata; Mammalia; Dermoptera; Cynocephalidae
Gene: RPIA
Product: ribose 5-phosphate isomerase A
Exons: 9
Coding region: 52-987 (311 amino acids)
Biological process (GO): D-ribose metabolic process; pentose-phosphate shunt, non-oxidative branch
Cellular component (GO): intracellular membrane-bounded organelle
Molecular function (GO): ribose-5-phosphate isomerase activity
Source: RefSeq, a predicted model, not a curated record
CCGGAAGAGCCGGGGGCAGGACCGCGGCGGAGGCUGGAGCGAGGCGUAGGGAUGCAGCGCCCCGGGCCCUUCAGCACCCUCUACGGGCGGGUCUUGGCCCCGCUACCCGGGCGGGCCGGGGGCGCGGCCUCCGGCGGAGGCGGGAACAGCUGGGGCUCCCUGGGUUCCCAUGUGCAGCCGCCGGGGCGUGCACAGUCCGGCACUCGCGGCGGCGCUGGCACCACAAGCACCAGCGGCGGGGACGCCGGUAGCGUCUACCCGGCCCCCUCCACGAUGAUGAAGGCCGAGGAGGCCAAGAAGUUGGCUGGCCGCACGGCUGUGGAGAACCACGUGAGGAAUAACCAAGUGCUAGGAAUUGGAAGUGGUUCUACAAUUGUCCAUGCUGUGCAGCGAAUAGCUGAAAGAGUGAAACAAGAGAAUCUGAACCUUGUCUGUAUUCCUACUUCCUUCCAGGCCCGUCAGCUCAUCCUGCAAUAUGGCUUAACCCUCAGUGACCUGGAUCGACACCCAGAGAUUGACCUUGCCAUCGAUGGUGCUGAUGAAGUAGAUGCUGAUCUCAAUCUCAUCAAGGGUGGUGGAGGCUGUCUGACCCAGGAGAAGAUCGUGGCGGGCUAUGCUAGUCACUUCAUUGUGAUCGCUGAUUUCAGGAAAGAUUCAAAGAACCUUGGGGAUCAGUGGCACAAGGGUAUUCCCAUUGAGGUCAUUCCAAUGGCCUAUGUCCCAGUGAGCCGAGCUGUGACCCAGAAGUUUGGGGGCGUGGUUGAACUUCGAAUGGCCAUCAACAAAGCAGGUCCUGUGGUGACGGAUAAUGGGAAUUUUAUCCUGGACUGGAAGUUUGACCGGGUACAUAAAUGGAGUGAAGUGAAUACAGCUAUCAAAAUGACCCCAGGCGUGGUGGAUACAGGUCUGUUCAUCAACAUGGCUGAAAGAGUUUACUUUGGGAUGCAGGAUGGCUCAGUGAACAUGAGGGAGAAGCCUUUUUCUUGACCCAGCAAGGUGAAGAGUGUGUUCACCUUGAGUAUCCAGCCCACAGCCAAGGUGGAUGUGCCUCGCCAGGAGCCUUUGCCUUAAUGUAUCUGUGCCAGGGUGGACAGCUGGCAGGGUGGGGGUGGAGGGGAGUGGUUAAAUCUGAAGUAUUGUUAUUAUAAAUGUCUUUUUAAAAAGAGAAAUAUAAACAUAUAUAUUUUUACUAUUAAAAUAUUCAGUUUUUAAAAAAUAAAAUAGCACUUGAUAUCAUGUUUUAUAUGAAAUAUUUACCAAAAAAAAAAAAAGGUGGGGUUCUGUCUUGUCUUUAGAUAAAACCUUUGACUUGAGCUGGCUGUUUUAGCUUCUGCAUAUUGGGUUUGCUGAGAAAAAAAAAAAUCAGAACUUUUCUUUAAGCUGGUGAAAUGAAGGGCCCAGCCAGCAGUGAUCUCCUGAUGCCUUACUGGAAACUGUGGAAACUUUGUUUACUUUUCUGCCACUCAUUGUUUUGUUUUUAGUUAGUUUUCAUCAUAAUUACGCACAAUACUAGUUAGAUCUUAAGAUCAAGUUCACAAAAGUCUUUCGAAUGGAACAGUAUGGCAUGUAGUGAAUGUAAACUACCAGGGAGAAAAUGUGGUUGUGCUUUUCCUAAUAUCAGGGGUUUUGUUAAGGUCAGUAUGGUUGGAAGUAAUUGCCCAGAAAUACUUGCCAAUACUGCCAAAGCACUGCUGUGAAAUGUGAAAUACUUGUUUUUUAGAAAUGAUUUUCUUUUUGUUAAUAUUUUUUCUGUUCUUUUAUUGUAUUUGCAUGGUUUGGCAUCAGAAGUCAUACCUUUUUAUAUUGUUUGAAGGCUGAAAUAAAACAGUGUGGUGCCACUUUGA